AUGGUUGAACUAUCAGAUUAUCAACGACAGGAGAAAGUCGGCGAGGGCACAUACGGCGUGGUGUACAAGGCGCUAGACACCAAGCACAACAACCGGAUCGUGGCGCUCAAGAAAAUCCGGCUUGAGUCCGAGGACGAAGGCGUGCCCUCGACCGCGAUCCGCGAGAUCUCGCUCCUCAAGGAGAUGGAGAACGACAACAUCGUGAAACUAUACGACAUUAUCCAUCUGGACUCGCAUAAGCUUUAUCUCGUGUUUGAAUUCUUGGAUUUGGACUUGAAGAAAUACAUGGAGCUGAUUCCUUCGGGCAGUAACACCGGGUUGGAGCCGCAGAUGAUCAAGCGGUUCAUGUGCCAGUUGAUCCGCGGCAUCAAGCAUUGUCAUUCGCGCCGCGUGUUGCAUCGGGACCUUAAGCCGCAGAACUUGUUGAUUGACAAGGAGGGCAAUUUGAAGCUUGCAGACUUUGGGCUUGCGCGAGCUUUUGGGGUGCCGCUCCGGGCAUACACGCACGAGGUGGUGACGUUGUGGUACCGCGCUCCCGAGAUCUUGUUGGGCGGGAAACAAUAUAGCACGGGGGUCGACAUGUGGAGCGUUGGUUGUAUAUUUGCCGAGAUGUGCAAUCGUAAACCCUUGUUUCCCGGUGACCUGGAGAUUGAUGAGAUUUUCAGGAUCUUUAGAGUAUUGGGCACUCCGAAUGACUCGGUUUGGCCCGAAGUGCAGUAUUUGCCCGAUUUCAAAACGGGCUUCCCGCAGUGGAAAAAGAAGGAUUUGAAGGAGUUUGUCCCUAGUUUGGACGAGGUUGGAGUCAAUUUGUUGGAGCAGAUGUUGGUUUAUGAUCCUAGCAAGAGAAUCUCGGCUAAGCGGGCAUUGAUCCAUCCUUAUUUCACCGAGGUGGAUUUACCCAGUGGGGGAGGCAUCCAUGAGGGCAAUUUCUCGGUUAACAUGGGGUAA
Messenger RNA from Lodderomyces beijingensis, 948 nucleotides. The record is from the annotation of a GenBank genome assembly. NCBI's taxonomy places the organism in Eukaryota, Fungi, Ascomycota, Pichiomycetes, Serinales, Debaryomycetaceae.